AUGGCAGGAAGCCCAUUCUUAAUUUUUCGAGAUUACACUAUCUAUCUAUCUAUCUAUCUAUCUAUCUAUCUAUCUAUCUAUCUAUCUAUCUCUUUAUAUAUAUAUAUAUAUAUACAGUGGAACCUCGCAAUUUCAACUGUCCUCUCAAUUUGCCUGUCACUCUCACUCUCCCCAUCUCUCUCUCCUCUUUCUCCCUGUCACUUUCACUCGUUUCUAUCCAUCAGCCCGAACAACCUCUCGCUAUAUAUAUCUACACCAUCUCUCUCCUCUCAUCGCUCUCCCAGUUUCCUUCUCCCCCAAUACCACACUUUUCCUCUUUCUUUCCCCCAAUCUUUCUCACUUCGCUUUCUCUCCCUCGGUAUUUUCUUCACUUUCUCUCUGCUUCACUGUCUUGCCAUCUCUCUCUGUCUUUCUCUGUACCUCUCUCAUGCUUACUAUUCCCAUCUCUCUCCCAUUUAUCUUUGUAUCUUUCACUAUCUCCGAUCUCCCCUCAUCUGUUUUUCAUUUCCCAAUGUCUCUCUUUUCCUGUCUUUCUCUCUCCCCAAUCUUGCUCACAUCCCUCACCCUCCUUCCCUUUUCUCUCUCCUCCUGACUCUGUUUCUCUCUCUCUCUCUCUCUCCCAUUGUCUUAUCUUCUCUUUGUUCGUCACACUCAAUCUCCCCAUAUUAUUUCUUUCUCUUUUACUCCCAUCACUCUAACCUACCCUCUCUUCCUCCCAGUUCCUCUCUCCACAAAAUCUCUCUUUACCGCUCUCUCUUUCCAAUCUUAGUCAUUCUUCUUUUCCCAUCUCACUUUGUCAUCCUUUCUCUCUCACUAUCACUCUCUCUCCGUUUGCUUACAGUUCUAUAA
Acanthosepion pharaonis is the source of this 849-nucleotide messenger RNA. The record is from the annotation of a GenBank genome assembly. NCBI's taxonomy places the organism in Eukaryota, Metazoa, Mollusca, Cephalopoda, Sepiida, Sepiidae.